AUGAGCAAUGGCACUGGAGAAGACCUUUGGAAAUUUCUUGAGACUGUAUAUAAGAGCCCAGUUCCCAUUCCUGGUAGUUCUAUUUCUAUUCCCGUACCAAAUUCUAAAGUGAGAAACUUGACCGAAUAUUACAGUGCCGUUGAUGCUCACAAUAUGAUGAUCAUAUUUGCUUCCAUGCUGUACGAACGUCGAAUUAUCUUCACUUCGAAACGCCUCUCGAGAUUAAGUGCUUGUGUUCAAGCAUGUAACGCCUUAAUUUAUCCUAUGAUUUGGCAACACAUAUACAUCCCAGUUCUACCAUUGUCUUUAAUUGAUUAUUUAUUGGCGCCAAUGCCAUUUUUAAUUGGUGUACCUACACCAACCCUUCAGAGAGUACGUAAAAGCGAUUUAGGAGAAGUAGUUAUAUUGGAUGCCGACGUAAACACCAUAGAGUCUCCGUUUCAAGACUUGGAGUCUUUACCUCAGGAUGUAGUGGCAAACUUGAAAAAGGCAUUGCGCAACAGAUCUGCCUUACUCGGAGACGGUGUGUCAAGGGCAUUUUUGCGAGCGUUGGUGCAAUUAACAGCUGGCUACAGGGACGCAUUAACGUUAGAGCAAGGACAAAGUAUUACGUUUAAUCAGAAUGCAUUUGUGGAAAGCAGACCAUCGUCAAUGCAACCCUUCUUGCGAAAAAUGUUGGAAUUACAGAUAUUUCAACAAUUCAUAGAAGAAAGACUGAAUAUGCUUAAUUCAGGGCUUGGUUUUUCUGACGAAUUUGAAAUGGAGGCCUGCAGCUAUUCUGCUAAAUCUGGUAGCAAAUUUAUGCAACAAUAUCGCGAAUGGACUUACGCUAUGCGAAAAGAAAGUUCUGCGUUUUUCCGCAGUGUGAAGGACAAGGCCGAUCAAAUAGAAACGAUACAAGUAUGAGGUUUCAUCAACCAAGAUCAGCGCCUAGUUCACCCACAUCGGAUAGAAGGCCUAUCGAUUUUACAUCUCCACCUAAAUCGCCAAAUGGUUUCACAGCCACCACUAGUUAUAGAAAAGAUCUUCGAUUACGUAACAGUAAUUUCACUGAUUCGAGGAAACAAUAUUCGCCAUUAAGCCCUAGUUCCCCGGAAGAAUCUGAUUCUCCACCAGAAAGAGUGAAUAUCGAUCUAAUGCAGGAACUCCGUCAUGUGAUAUUUCCAAAUAGUCCACCCGUUGAUAGAACAUUGAAACCAGUGCGCAGUUUAGACAGCUUGAGACCUGCAUGGAGUGGGCAUAUACGGCACGGCCCUCCACCUAGUACAAUUGUCACAAACCAAACUGUCACUCCUUCCGUAAAAACUACAUCCUGUACUCCGCAUUCCACCACGUUGAUCAAUUCGGCCAAUCAAUCGAGCAUCAUGCUAAAUACAAACGACAACACGUCAAGCUCUCAAAUUAGCGCAAAUAAUAGAACGUUUCCGUUUAGCGCGUUGGACUCGAAACAACCAAAUAAAACGGGAGAGGAAACCGAUAGAUCGUCGCUUCUGCCCGUUUCACAGAGAAGCAACGAUAACAUUCAGUCGAACAAUUUUUUACACGAGAUUCACGCAGUUGAAUUUACGAAAUACAAUACUUCGUCGUAUUCUCGGAAAGCUGACGUAAAACAAUGUACAAGCGAUGUUGAAAAUUCUGCGGGAAGCACCACGUUUUACGGCGACGAUGCUUACCCAAUACACGAUUCUGAUCUUUACCCGAAAGAGAACGAUCCUUUUGACACUAGCAAAGUAUUUAUGCUUCCCUAUUUGCAAUCACCGAUCUUUCAAGCUACAAAUGCAUCGUUGCCUGUUAAUUGUCACGUUCCAUCCCAUGUAUACAAUAGUACAUCUUGUCCUGCAUAUUCAAAGGAGUCUCCCGAAGUGCCAGAUUUAAUUAGAUUAGAUUCGACAACGAGCAACGACGACUUCGACCCGCUACUUUCUAAAUCAUCCGAAUGUUCUAAACAAAUGACUCAAUCGUUGAAUAUACCUGAAAUGAGCGAAGGUCUUAGUAAUCCUUUGUACCCCUACUUUCAACCAUUGCACAAAAGUAACGAUAAGCAACAGAGAUCUUCCGACAAUGCCGGUGAUUUGGAUUUGCUGCAAGCCUACGGUUUGGAUUUCAAUAAGUUCAACAUAAGCAACGGCGACUCGCCAUCGAAAAAUUCCACGGUGUGCAACACAUCCGAAAGCAGUAUUAAUAUCGGUAGUACAUUCAGUUUAGGGUUAAACACGCCUGCCAUUAAGUCACAAAAUAACUGGACAAAAUUCGAAUAA
Heterotrigona itama is the source of this 2258-nucleotide messenger RNA. The record is from the annotation of a GenBank genome assembly. Lineage: Eukaryota; Metazoa; Arthropoda; Insecta; Hymenoptera; Apidae.